Molecule: messenger RNA, 363 nt
Organism: Peronospora farinosa
Lineage: Eukaryota; Oomycota; Peronosporomycetes; Peronosporales; Peronosporaceae
Source: the annotation of a GenBank genome assembly
AUGAAGACUGCAUUAAUUUCAUCUGCUUCUUCAAUCUGGUGGAAGGUCGGUGCAAUUGCAGGUGGCAGUGGCGUGCUACUCGGCGCUUUUGGAGCUCAUGGACUCAAAAACCGUAUCAAAGAUCCACAAAUGCUCAAAAAUUGGGAAACAGCCGCUUAUUAUCAGCUGGUCCACUCGGUGGUGUUGUUGGCUACACCAAUGUGUCGACGACCGGGACUGGCUGGUGGACUUAUUGCAACGGGCACGAUGUUAUUUUCGGGAUCUCUCUAUGCAAUGACGCUUACGGGGGAGAAGAAGCUCGGCAUGAUCACGCCUAUUGGAGGUGUUGCGAUGGUGGCGGGGUGGUUGGCAUUAAUGUUGUAG